Molecule: messenger RNA, 1942 nt
Organism: Syzygium oleosum
Lineage: Eukaryota; Viridiplantae; Streptophyta; Magnoliopsida; Myrtales; Myrtaceae
Product: chaperone protein dnaJ 49-like
Exons: 2
Coding region: 262-1368 (368 amino acids)
Biological process (GO): cellular response to misfolded protein
Cellular component (GO): endoplasmic reticulum membrane
Molecular function (GO): Hsp70 protein binding
Source: RefSeq, a predicted model, not a curated record
GAUUGACGAUUCCAGAGGACCAUCGGCCUCUCUUCUCUCCCUCCCUCUCCCUCUCUCUCAAUUCGCCCCCGCUCUGAUCUUCAAAAUCCAACCUCUAAUCUGCUCGCAUCUCCGGCGAAUUCGACGCCUCAUCGUCGCGAAUUCGCAGGUCCGAUCCCGAAUCCGGCGCGGCUUCUUGCGGCCCUCCGACGAUCGCCGCGCGCGUCUAGGGUUUUCCCGGCUCCAAAUCCGAUCGGUUCGGCGCCGCCGCCGCUUCCGACGAUGGACGGCAACAAGGACGACGCGCUCAAGUGCCUGAAGAUCGGGAAGGAAGCGCUCGAGUCCGGCGAUCGCGCCCGCGCCCUGAAGUUCGUCGCCAAAGCUCGCCGCCUCGAUCCGAACCUGCCCGUCGAUGACCUGCUGUCGAAGAUCGAGGGGCAGUCCGAGUCGCAGCCGGAAUCGACCAACGGCGGUGAAGGGCCGGCGCCGGACCGAUCUGGCCCGGCGCAGCCGGAUCAGCAGAGGCCGUCGGUCCGGCACCGCGGUCCGUCGGCCGGCUCCUCGUCGUCGUCCUCCUCGUCGAGCGCCGCGGCGUACACCGAGGAGCAGAUUGCGAUCGUGAGGCAAAUCAAGAAGAAGAAGGACUUGUACGAGAUAUUGGGGGUGGAGAGGAGCUGCACCGUGGAGGAUGUGAGGAAGGCCUACAGGAAGCUCUCCCUGAAGGUUCAUCCUGAUAAGAACAAAGCUCCCGGGGCCGAGGAGGCGUUCAAGGCGGUUUCGAAGGCCUUUCAGUGCCUGAGCGACGAAGGGAGCCGGAAGAAGUAUGACGUCACCGGUUCCGAUGAGCCCGUCCACAUGGCUCGGGCGGCCAGGCGCGGCCCGGCGCAAGGGUUUAAUGGAUUUUACGAGGCGGAGUUCGACGCCGAUGAGAUAUUCAGGAACUUCUUCUUCGGCGGAAUGCACCCCGCGACCACGACGCAGUACAGAGGGUUUAGCUUCGGGGCUGGAAUGGGGCAGAGGCAAGCGGAUAACGCGUCGAGUGGGUUCAAUCUGAGGAUGUUGAUUCAGCUGCUGCCCGUCAUUUUGAUCCUGCUAUUGAACUUCUUGCCGUCUUCGGACCCGAUUUACUCUCUAUCGAGGUCGUAUCCGUACGAGUACAAGUACACGACGCAGAGGGGUGUGAAUUAUUAUGUCAAGUCCACCUCAAAGUUUGAUCAGGAUUAUCCCCCGGAUAGCUACGAAAGGGCGAGGCUUGAGGUGAAGAUCGACAGGGAUUACAUCUCCAUCCUCGCGCAGAACUGUAGGGUUGAGAUGCAGAGGCGGCAAUGGGGAUUUAUAAAGGAGAUGCCGCAUUGCGACAUGUUGCAGAAGUUCGAGGGAGUGGCUUGAUGAGCGUGGAGAUGAGAUUGUCCAAUGGAUACAUUUCUUCCAUUGUCUCUUGCAAGGAGAUGUUGGCUUUCAUUUGCACGCUGAUGCGAUGGACCUCAAAAGUAAUUUUUGUUGUGAAUGCGGAACUGAACUUCCCUCUUACCCCUUUAGCUAGUAAUGCCCUGCGGCCCGGGGUUGAGACAUAUAAUAUGAAUUUCUGCCAUAGGUUAUUCUUGUUUGUUUAACUAUAAUAGUUUUGAACAGUCAAUGGGACUCCGCCUGAGUGUCGAUUCCUCUGGAGUCGUCAUUAUAUCGGAAUUUAGAUAUGAAGCUAUCGUAAUGCUCUUAAUUCGAUCGAGUUCCUUGCACAUAUGGUACUACCAGGCUCUAUUCUCCAGCUAACUGCCAGUAUGGCUGUUUAUAUGGAAGCGGUUGUUGCUUUGCUGUGUAGAAGACUUGUCUUCAUACAAUAAAUUUCUGUGGUGGGAUGCCAUGGACUAUGCAGAAGAUACUUAUUAGCAUUUGUUUUGCUGCAAUGCAGUUUGUCUCCUGUUAUAAACAUAUGAUUUAGUGGGAAACAUCAUUAAUUUCAUCA